Messenger RNA from Bufo bufo (common toad), 440 nucleotides. It is a transcript of the gene TOMM6, whose product is annotated as translocase of outer mitochondrial membrane 6. The coding region runs from base 53 to 241 and encodes 62 amino acids. NCBI's taxonomy places the organism in Eukaryota, Metazoa, Chordata, Amphibia, Anura, Bufonidae. The record is from RefSeq and is a predicted model, not a curated record. The transcript is spliced from 3 exons. Gene Ontology annotation, cellular component: mitochondrial outer membrane translocase complex.
CAUACUGCAGGGAUCUGCGACCUUCGGGCCGGAAGCAGUUGUAGAGGACGUGAUGGCGCCGGGCAGCGUGGAGAAGAGCGCGGGCGGCCGGGGCUGGGUGCGCGGCACCUACCGCUUCAUGACGGACAGGAACGACUUCCGCCGGAACCUCCUGGUGAACCUCGGCCUGUUCGCUGCCGGGGUCUGGGCGGCCAGGAACAUGUUCGACAUCGACCUGAUGGCUCCGCAGCCGGGGCUGUGAGGAGGAGGAGGCUGCCGUUAAUUGUUCCCCUUCAUCUACACGGACACCUCAUCGCCUGGUCCAUCCUGGGCACAGCCCCCGCACUACGUAGACCCCUGCCGCCGGAGGAUCGCUGAUGACUUUGGACGUGGAAUCGGCCGUGUGUGGACUGUGUCUUGUUCUAUAAAGGGGCGGCUGUGCUGGCCACGUAGAGGGAAUA